Neoarius graeffei (lesser salmon catfish) is the source of this 288-nucleotide messenger RNA. RefSeq names its product apolipoprotein C-II (gene apoc2). Gene Ontology annotation, cellular component: extracellular region. Gene Ontology annotation, molecular function: lipid binding. The record is from RefSeq and is a predicted model, not a curated record. Lineage: Eukaryota; Metazoa; Chordata; Actinopteri; Siluriformes; Ariidae. The transcript has 3 exons. Bases 1 to 288 code for a protein of 95 amino acids. Gene Ontology annotation, biological process: lipoprotein metabolic process; lipid transport.
AUGAACAAGCUGCUCGUUGUCACCGUGCUCAUUGCAGUCUUUGCUUUGGGUGUGGAGAGCUUCCAUGUGCGCAGACAGACUGACGAGGAGGAGGAAAGCGGACGAGUAGCCCAAUUGAUCGGCAAACUGAAGAACUAUUAUGAUUACAGCGUGAAGACCAUCAAGGAUCUCGAGCUGGAUCGGAAAGUUAAGAACUUCUAUGAAGAGACAAAAGGAGCUGUGCACACCUAUGUAGACAUCGUGCAGGAUCAGUUUUACCACAUGAUCUACUCCUCGGAGAGUGCUUAA